GCGUCGGCCGCUGCCAGGCUGCACGUGCGCGAGGUACCCAUCUUGCAGUUAGCUGCGGAGUGCGACGCCUUCUGCGCAGUUUCCUUCCUUGUCUGCACAGUGUAGUAGUCAGUGAAGCGGCCCUGAGGUCCAGAUGCCACUAAAGAGUCAAAUUGUAAGGCGGGGUUGUUUCUUCCUUACCAUCGUUAAUGUGUCUGCGAGCCCAGCCUAUCCCCAGACACCUCCAGCUAAGCCUCACUGCCUUCCGUCACUGUGAAACUGAGUCUCCCACACAGGUCCCUUGUAUUGCAGAACCCGAGGCCUGUGAUCAGAUGUACGAGAGCUUAGCACGACUGCAUUCAAACUACUACAAGCACAAGUACCCUCGCCCCAGAGACACCAGCUUCAGUGGCCUGUCCGUGGAAGAGUACAAGCUGAUCCUGUCCACAGACACUUUGGAAGAGUUCCAAGAGAUGAAUAAGAGCAUGUGGAAGAAACUGCAGGAGAAGUUUGCGCCCACCAGGCCUGAGGAGAAGCACAAGGCCUGGACUCGGGUCCUGUCCCGCCCACGGACCUGACCGUGGGGUCUGAUACUCAUCAAUAAAACUGCCUGGUUUCUCCCAC
Messenger RNA from Mus musculus (house mouse), 603 nucleotides. RefSeq names its product ubiquinol-cytochrome c reductase complex assembly factor 2 (gene Uqcc2). The transcript is spliced from 4 exons. The record is from RefSeq and is a predicted model, not a curated record. NCBI's taxonomy places the organism in Eukaryota, Metazoa, Chordata, Mammalia, Rodentia, Muridae. The coding region runs from base 189 to 557 and encodes 122 amino acids. Gene Ontology annotation, cellular component: mitochondrion; mitochondrial nucleoid; mitochondrial matrix.